UCGUCUUCAUUCUCUUCUGCACUACAAAACAGCGCCCAACUGUCGAAAAGCGUUCCGUUGGAGGGGAGAGAGCUGUGGACAGGAAGGCACAAGCGUGUGAGCUCCUCUGGACGGCGGGGGCCCGAAAUAUACUCUUCACAUGUCAGUAUGUGUGAAGGAAACGCAUGCUGGAGGCCUGAACAAGCCCUGCACACCUUAAUGAAGUCCAGGAUUUCAGUUACUUCAAUUCACAUGGAAAAAUACAGUAAUCCAUCCGUGAUCAACAGCCACUUGGCCAGUGCAGGGUCGCGGUGGGCUGGAGCCUAUCCCAGAAUCAUACACCGGAUACACACCUGUUUUCACACCUGGGCGCGUCGGCUGCUCGCGCUGCGCAGAGCUGCGUCCGACUGCGGCGACUGCGCACCUGACGGCGGAGCCCGCGCCUCCACUUUGGCGCCGUUCGCGAGCGCGACUCACAGGAGUUAUUUUUGCCCGGAGAAACGUGGAGGGAGGAAGGUCUGCAAAUUGUCCAGACGAGGAUGGAUUCCUCGUCAAAGUACUGCAACGCCCUCGUGAUCCUCUUCACCCUGCUUGACCCCAUGUGGCUCUUGAACUCUGGCGACCCCAAUGUGUGCAGCCAGUGGGAGAGCUACACGACCUCGGUGAAGGAGUCCUACGCCCACCCAUUCGAUCAGGUUCUCAGCGAGCCCUGUGCUCAGACCUUCAGUGUGUAUCCAUGCCCCCGGCACAGGGUUGUGUACCGGACCGCCUACCGGCAGGCGGUGCGAGUGGCUUACCGCAAGAGGUACCAUUGCUGCCCUGGAUACUACGAGAGCCGAGACGCAUGUGUCCCCCGCUGUACGAAGGAGUGUGUGCACGGGCGAUGCCUUGCUCCAGACCGGUGCCAGUGUGAGGAGGGCUGGCGGGGGGAGGACUGCUCCAGUGCCUGCGACGAGAAGCACUGGGGUACUGGCUGCCGACAGUCCUGCAGGUGUGAGCACGGCGGGCGCUGUGAUGCUCUGACGGGGUCCUGCCGCUGUCGCCCCGGGUUCCGGGGACCCGACUGCAAGCAGCCAUGCUCCUCGGGGACCUUCGGCCAGAACUGCCUGCAGAAGUGCCUGUGCGGAACUGGGGGGUCCUGUGAUCCAGAGACGGGGGAGUGUCACUGCAAGGAGGGCUUCAUAGGAGUGCUCUGUGACCAGGCAUGUCGGAGGGACCGCUGCCGCAAGAUAUGCCCCUGCCAGAACGGCGGCUCCUGCCAAGGGGAUGGGGGCUGCCUUUGCCCCCCAGGCUGGACAGGCACUGUGUGCACCGAGCGCUGUCCCGAGGGCCGCUUCGGAGUCGGCUGCGCUCGUGAAUGUGUGUGUCACAACGGGGGGCGCUGUCACCCUGAGACGGGCAGCUGCCGCUGUUCUUCAGGCUUCACCGGGGACAGGUGCAGUGAGGAGUGUGAUGUGGGCAGCUAUGGGCAGGACUGCAAGGGUGUGUGUGACUGUGCCAAUGGGGCACGCUGCUACAAUAUCCACGGGGGCUGCCUGUGUGAGCCAGGUUUCCACGGGCCCCAGUGCGCUGACAGGAUGUGUCCGGAGCGCCUCUACGGCCUGCGCUGCGACAAGCCCUGCCUCUGCAACUUCACACACACCCUCAGCUGCCACCCGAUGAAGGGCGAGUGCACGUGUCGGCCUGGAUGGGCGGGGCUUUUCUGCAACGAGACCUGUCCUCACGGCUACUACGGCCAGGGCUGCCUGGAGCCCUGUCUCUGCCUAAAUGGAGGCGUGUGUGAUGCUGUCAGUGGGCGCUGCCACUGCGCCCCGGGGUACGCGGGGGCGCACUGUGAAAGCCACUGUGAGCAAGGCUUCCAUGGCAAGAACUGCUCGCUGAGAUGCUCCUGUGCAAAUGCCUUGGCCUGCUCACCUGUGGACGGCAGCUGCUGGUGCAAAGAGGGCUGGACGGGUUCAGACUGCUCAGCUCCAUGUCCCAGCGGAUCAUGGGGGUUGCGCUGCAAUCGGACCUGCCAGUGCGCCAACGGGGCGUCCUGCAGUCCUGUCAACGGCAUGUGUAGCUGCCCUCCAGGCUGGCAGGGGGCACUGUGCAAACAGCUUUGCCCAGGGGGCACCUAUGGGCCGGGCUGCCUGCGGAAGUGUGAGUGCAUCAAUGCGGAGGGCUGCGACGGGCACAGCGGGCACUGCCACUGCCUGCCGGGGUGGACGGGCCCCCGCUGCACCCAGCCCUGCCCCCGGGGCUCCUGGGGCCGGAACUGCAACCAGAAUUGCUCCUGUCUCAACGGCGCCACCUGCCUGGCACACAAUGGGGCUUGUGUGUGUGGCCCUGGAUACUGGGGCCCCCAGUGUCAGUACAUGUGUACCCCUGGUACCUAUGGUGCUCUGUGUAGCGCCCCCUGCCCACUGUGCGCCAAUUCUGCACCCUGCGACCACAUCACGGGACAGUGUCGCUGUGACCCUGGGUACACUGGGCCGCUAUGUGACCAAGCAUGCACUGCAGGACGUUAUGGCCCGCAGUGCGCCCAAGUGUGUCGCUGUGCCAGCAACGCCACAUGCCACCAUCGGGAUGGGUCCUGCCACUGCGCCCCUGGCUGGAUGGGCUCUGACUGCUCCCUGCGCUGCCCUCCAGGAUUCUAUGGGCCCAACUGUGGGCUGCGGUGCCAGUGCGAGUCGCCCUGCAAUCACAUAACUGGAGUGUGUGUGUGCCCCCCCGGGCUCACCGGCCCCCACUGCCAGACCGAAAAGGGGAGCAGCGAGAUUGUGCCUCUGCCCCCGGAGGAGCGGGUCUCGUGGGGGGCUGUCACUGGCAUCGUAGCCCUCGUGGCUCUUGUGGUCGUGCUGCUGGCACUACUGCUGGUCUACCGGCGGCGACAGAAGGACAAGCAGAGCCGCACCCCCGCCGUUGCCUACUCCUCCACGCACACCGUCAGCUCAGAGUACGCCGUGCCAGACGUUCCCGCUGGCUACCACCACUACUACUCGAAUCCGAGCUACCACACGCUGUCGCAGAACCGGCCUCCAUUGCCCCAUGUGCCCAACAACCAGGACUUCUCCGUCAGCUAUGUCAAGAACACCAACAAACAGCUCUUCUGUAACGUGAAGAAUGUGGAGAAGGAGCGACUGGGGCUUUUUGGGGGGGAAGCCGUUGCCACGCUGCCUGCCGACUGGAAGCACCACGAGGCCUCAACACGCAAGGCUCAAGGUGCUUUUGGGAUCGACCGCAGCUACAGCUACAGCCCCAGCCUGGGCAAAUACUACGAGAAAGAGCUGUGUGAGGACUCUGCUAUGGCGGCAAGCAGCAGCUCCCUGAACAGUGAGAAUGUGUACGCCACCAUCAAGGACCCCCCCACGCCGCCACCCACAAUGCCGCCACCACCCAUCCCUGUGGAGAGCAACUACAUGGAGAUGGCGUCACCCUCCUGCAGGGGCAGGUCCUACACUCAUGAUGGGCCCCGGCCACCCAGCUCCUCCCUCAGGGAACAAGGACCAUCGCAGAGUCACUACGACCUCCCUGUCAACAGUCACAUCCCAGGACAUUACGACCUCCCUCCCGUCCGCCGUGCCCCCUCCCCUCCCCACCUUCCAUGCUGACACCACUGCUGAUCCUGCUCACGGAUGGGGCGGCAAGAAGAGGCACAACGCAGCGGUGGAAACGCCCCACCACCUAGUGGAUGGCAGCAGAAGCAUUGUUCACAUCUCCAAUCCUUCACUUCCCUUUGCUCACUUUCCCCAAUUUCGUGGGCAAAUAUUUCCUAGAGAUCGGAGGUGCGUGUCCCCUUCCCCAUCCCAGGGAUUGGUGUGACUCGUGGAAAUUAGACUGAGGCCACUGCAAAGUAGCUCAAGUGGUGACUCAAAUCUGCUCCACGUACUUACUUUGUUUUGUUUACAGGGAUUUUACAACCAUUGGGAAGGAGGUUUAGGCAGGUAGGCAGCAAUGAACUGAUGAUGAUGAUGAACUGGUUUUGGGCCAUUGGUGAGUGUGCACCUACUUUCCCCCAGCAGUUUGGUCAGACAGUAGUGGAGAGCCCCCUGACGCUCAGCUGUGUUGCCUCUGCUGUGGUACAACCCCGGGCUAAACUCAGGUACUCCGAAGCCAGUGAUGUUGAGGGAUCCUCAGUUGGUACUCUGGGAUGCCCUCGCUCCUACUGGAGCUUUUCCCCAGUGCUGCCACGGAUGCAGGAUGUUUGAGCUGCCAGCCAAAGACCAUAGUAGCAUUUGAUGUCGUUGUCAUGGGAACUUUUUUAAAUGUGCUUUUUUACAAUAAGUAAAGAUUAUCUUCAUACCAUCUGCAAUACUACAUUUAAUACCUAUACAACCACCAACUCUGAAUCAAGGAAAGAGCAAAAUGUGGGUUUGUGGAGUUAUUUAUUUAAAAAUCAUGGUUAAAGCGGCUUUCACAGAAAUUUCUGAAACUGGGUUUUCCAAAAAA
Molecule: messenger RNA, 4410 nt
Organism: Scleropages formosus (Asian bonytongue)
Lineage: Eukaryota; Metazoa; Chordata; Actinopteri; Osteoglossiformes; Osteoglossidae
Product: platelet endothelial aggregation receptor 1-like
Exons: 25
Coding region: 519-3572 (1017 amino acids)
Cellular component (GO): membrane
Molecular function (GO): protein binding
Source: RefSeq, a predicted model, not a curated record